AUGGCGGGCACAAGAGCAGCAGUGAUGAAGUUGGCGGUCGUCCUCGUGGCCAUGAGCCAGCUCGUCCACAUGGCGACCCCAGCGGCGGAUCCGACGACUGAGUCGUCUCUACUGGUCACGAGCGUUUCCGGCACUUCCGACGGGGAAGUCGAUCCUAAACCCAGCCACAUCAGGGAAGAGAAGGUGUUGCUCUAUGCGCCCAAGCCCAGCAUCCCUGUCCCUCCACCCCCUCCCCACCUCGUCCUACCGUGCAAGGGAAGAGCGUGUUGACCUCACGGCCGGGAACGAUCAAAGUCAAGUGCAGCUGGAGCUCCAAGUGACCAAAACAAAAACAACAAAAGUCCCUAGCUUCCUCUGUAUUGCAUUCAAUGUUGAC
Triticum aestivum (bread wheat) is the source of this 376-nucleotide messenger RNA. RefSeq lists its product as uncharacterized. The transcript has 2 exons. The record is from RefSeq and is a predicted model, not a curated record. Lineage: Eukaryota; Viridiplantae; Streptophyta; Magnoliopsida; Poales; Poaceae. Bases 1 to 270 code for a protein of 89 amino acids.